GCAACCCAAAUCCACGGUGUAGUUUCUCGUCGAGAUUAUUUCCGUCACUUCCGUGUCCGGUGAACCAUCUUCACAUUUGGAACAAGUUGUCCACUGUACGACACAGACCGAAAGAUGGCUGGGAAACGUGCAGCAUUGAAAGCCAUUGACUGGUUGGCCUUUGCUGAGAGGGUUCCCCCCAACCAGAGGGCCAUGUUCAACAACCUCAAGACUCGCUCAGACGCCAUCGGUGCCAAGUACGCUGUCCCUCUGCCAGAGAAGCCUGUUACCAUCGACUGGAGCUUCUAUAAGACCAACGUGGCCAGAGCCGGCAUGGUGGCUGAGUUUGAAUCCAAGGUGAGAUCCUAA
This is a messenger RNA of Oncorhynchus gorbuscha (pink salmon), 348 nucleotides long. Its product is annotated as ATP synthase subunit d, mitochondrial-like. The transcript is spliced from 3 exons. Gene Ontology annotation, biological process: proton motive force-driven ATP synthesis. The record is from RefSeq and is a predicted model, not a curated record. Gene Ontology annotation, molecular function: proton transmembrane transporter activity. Lineage: Eukaryota; Metazoa; Chordata; Actinopteri; Salmoniformes; Salmonidae. The coding region runs from base 115 to 348 and encodes 77 amino acids.